AUGUACAACUCUCUUACCCGUAUCCAAAACACUCUCGGCUUCUUCACCACCGUCGCAUUCGUUGUCGCAGCUUUCAUUGCUGCUUCGGAUUUCAUAGCUCCUCGUGCCCCCGAUGCUGGUAUCUUUGCAGUCUCAAACUCCCAAGUUGUCAAGGGUCGACCGCAUUACUACAGCACCAAGAAGGAGGAAUACGCAAUUAUUAGAUUUGACCUGGAUGCCGAUCUGAGAAGCCUCUUCACAUGGAAUACUAAGCAAGUCUUUGUCUAUGUCACUGCCGAGUGGCCUGGACCCAACAAUUCGACCAACGAGGCUGUUAUCUGGGACAAGAUCAUCACGAAUCCUAGCGCCGACCAUCUCCAGAACAUUGGACCUGUUGCUAUGAAGAAGCUCAAGCGCAGCGCUGAAGGAAAGACUAUAGACCCCGACCGUGGCUUCUUGGGUCUCAAGAACCAGAAACCAAAGUAUCAAAUUACUCACCCUACUGGUAAGGUUGCAGCGACAGAGGAUGUGAAGCUCAAGCUACACUAUAAUGUUCAACCCUGGGUUGGAUUUCUUACUUGGGAUCAGACCCGCGAUCUUGGACACUGGAAGGCUCUGGGUAAUGGCGAGUCACCCAAGUUCAACCUUCCAGCUAUCAAGACCAAGAAGAAGGAUGCCAAAAAGAAGAGCUACUAG
Fusarium poae is the source of this 675-nucleotide messenger RNA. RefSeq lists its product as uncharacterized. Gene Ontology annotation, cellular component: signal peptidase complex; membrane. The record is from RefSeq and is a predicted model, not a curated record. Gene Ontology annotation, biological process: protein targeting to ER. The coding region runs from base 1 to 675 and encodes 224 amino acids. NCBI's taxonomy places the organism in Eukaryota, Fungi, Ascomycota, Sordariomycetes, Hypocreales, Nectriaceae. The transcript is spliced from 3 exons.